UCAGUGAAGAAGAUCUACCAGCUCAAUCCUUUUAUGUGCAUAAUUGCAUUUGGUUAUGCUCGAAAGAAUAAUGAAAUUGUUAUUGAAAUAUAGGAACAAUUUUAAAAUCCGCAAUCUCCCAUAGCCUAAUAAUUGCAGUCUAUAUCAUCAUUGUGUAACGCGUGCAUUUGGCCAAUAGCCGUUUGAAGCUUCAACGGUCGAGUAAUUUAAAAAAUCAAAUUCAAAAACCCUCUAUUCCCCCAUUCUUGUCUACUCCCAUUUCCCUUUCCGUCAAAGAAGAAGGAAUGGCUUCCAAAUCAAAAGCUGAAGAAGAUGAGGAGGUAAAGAUCCCAGUUUUCACAGUGCUGAAGAACAACACGAUCCUGAAGAACAUCUUCAUUGUCAACAAGCCCCCGUCACCGUCAGCCUCAAGAAGCUCUCACGAAGAUGUUCUGAUGGUUGGUCGCCACCCUGAUUGCGAUCUCAUGCUCACUCACCCCAGCAUCAGCCGAUUCCACCUCCAAAUCCGCUCCAAACCCUCCUCUCAAUCUCUCUUCGUUCAAGAUUUAUCUUCCGUUCACGGGACAUGGGUUUCUGGGAAGAAGGUGGAAGCUGGAGCUAGCGUGGAGAUGAAGGCAGGUGACACGCUCAAGAUCGGGGUUUCCAGCAGGGUUUAUCGUCUACAUUGGAUUCCCAUUAACCGUGCCUAUGAUAUGGAAAACCUAUUUCUGUCCCAGCUUGAGGCGGUUCCAGAGGAAGAACAACAAGAAGAGGAAGAGGAGGGAAAACAGAUGUUGAAGAAUUGUAUUCCUGUUGAAGAGGAUGAAAUUCAGUCAGUGGAUUCAAUUCUCAAGUGUAUCUCCUCUUUAUUCCUUGAUGAGAAUUUCGGAGUUACCAAAGAAAAUGACAUUCUAGCCGCAUCCCCUGUGUUGGAAGAAAUGAAGAGUCAAUGCAGAGAUGAAAUGAUUGGAUUUCCAAGCUCUGCUGUUGAAAAUAAACUCUCUGACUCUAUAAUCGAGGUUCAUUCACCACCUGAUAUGAAAGCUGUGAAAGUUGUUGGCCAGGGAACUGAGAUGCAGGGAUUCUACACUCCACCUGGCAAAAUUCCUUCUCAAUUGUCGUCCUGUGAAAACCAGUGGUCCUGCUUGCUUUUUAAUACUGAUCCUGCAUCUUUCGGGGAAGAAUGUGUAGCCGAGGGUAUAGUACAUACAGAAUCUGAGUAUGAGUGUACAGCCAAAGAUACUGGAAAGGUUACUGACAUUUUAUCUGCUGGAGGAGGAGUGUGCAGUUACGACGACACAUGCAGGUCAGUUGAGGAAGUAAUUCCUUAUACGAAUUGUAAACACAUCGAAGUUGAAGAAGUUGGUGUGGAUUCACUACCUGAUGGAGAGAAACAAGAUCCAUGUGGUGAAGAGUUCUCACUGGAUGAGAUACUUGAAGAUAUUGGAAACAAAUACACUGCUGGUAUCUGCUCCUCGUCACUUCAGCUAGGGUCGGAGAAUUUGUCAAUGGCUUCAGAAACUGUUCUGAGUAUUAGGAAUAACAAGACCCUCCAAUAUAAUAUGGAAACCUUUGGAAGUUGCAAAGAAGCAAUGGCUAAAAAAUCAACAAAUAGUAAUAUUUGGUCAAGAAGGGGUAAAGCUGCCAAUGCUCCCCAAAUUCAAACCAGCAAGAGUGCAUCAAGGAGCAAGGCUAGUGCUGAUGAGGAAGAAGACAAUGAUGAUGAAGUCUUCACUCCAGAUAAGGAAAACUUCAGUCCAAAUACCCUUCAAUUGCUAUGCUCCAAAAAGAUGGGCAUGCUUGAAGAAGUUAAGCCUUCCAAGUCUCAAAGGUCGCAGAAGGAUCUUUUCUCUGUUUUGGAUGGGGUGAAAGAAGAAUUAUUUGCUCCAGAUCAGGAAAAUCUCAGCCCAAAUACUCUUAGACUGCAUCAUCUGGCAAAGAAGAGUAUUCUCGAAGAAACUAAAUGUUCCAAAGCUCAAUGUUCACAAAAUUCAGAGAGCCUGUUUAGUGCCAACAUCUAUCCAGAUGAAAAUAUAAUUCCCUCUUCACACACAGAGAAUGAAGCUCCAAAAGUAGCCCCAGAGCACAAAUCACGAAGAAAGCCUUUUGGCAGUCUUGAGUUGGCACAGUGCUCAAAAAGUUCAAAUAGAAAGAUAAUGGCCGCUUCAAAGAAAGAGAACGCAACUCCAAAACUAGCCCAAGAACCGAAGUCGCGAAGAAAACCCUUUGGCAAUCAUAUUGAGCUGGCAACAGAUACUAUGACACUGGAUAACAGAGUGGCAAGGGUGCCCUUCCAACUUCUAAUAGAUGCAGGAGGGACCACCUGUCCUGUUUCUGCUGCAAAAGGCAUUGAUGUUGGUAAGGAUGGACGAAUUUUUGACAUGCACAUCAACCAUUCGGAUAUUUGCUUGGACCAAAAGAGGAGCUGGGAUAUGGUUGUGGACACUGCAACUCUUAUGAACAAGGAAUCAAGGAAUGCUCUACAGCUUUUACAAGGUCUCAAGGGAACUCAAUUAAUCGUCCCAAGAUCGGUCAUAAGGGAGCUGGACAGUAAGAAGAGACAGUACUCCGUUUUUAAAAGAAACUCAGGCGCUUCCUUGGCACUAGAAUGGAUUGAGGACUGUAUGUUGAAGACAAGAUGGUGGAUUCAUGUCCAAAGCUCAAUGGAAGAAGAAAGGUUGAUUGCUCCUACCCCACCUGCUUCUCCUCAAACUCAGUUUAAUGAAGAGAGUUGGACUUUUCCUGCUGCGAUUAUGGAAAUUGCUUCACCGACGGCAGAAGAUCAAAUCCUUGACUUUGCUCUUGCAUAUAAAAGAAGGCAAAAUGAUGGACAACUUGUCCUGCUUAGUGAGGAUGUCACUUUGAAGAUCAAAAGCAUGGCAGAGGGGUUGCUCUGUGAAUCAGCGCAGGAAUUUCGCGCGAGCCUGGUGAAUCCAUUCUCAGAGAGGUUCCUAUGGACCAACAGCUCUCCUCGAGGGCAGACUUGGUCUUGUCAGGAUGAUCAUGUUUUGAGGGAGAAGUACUGUCGUCUGCCGGUGAGGAAGUCAUCAAAGGGUGCUGCAAGUGGAUUGAAGCUCAUUCUGCUUCACAAUUCUCAGUAUGGGAAAUGAUCCGCCCAACUUUAGAGUUCAGUCCAGCCUAGUCCUUAUUUUCCUUGUUGUAUGGACACAAUUUCUCUAGCAGUCUAUUACCUUAUAGAACCAAUUGAUGUACAAAUUUUUAUCCAUCUUGCAAUGAUUCAAAUCCUGCCACAGGGUUAAUUCGAGAAUAAAAUUUAGUGUCAUAUAUAUUGACUCUGUCUACCAAAUGAGAGGACAUAAUAAUUUUCUUA
Arachis ipaensis is the source of this 3310-nucleotide messenger RNA. RefSeq lists its product as uncharacterized. The record is from RefSeq and is a predicted model, not a curated record. Gene Ontology annotation, cellular component: nuclear membrane. NCBI's taxonomy places the organism in Eukaryota, Viridiplantae, Streptophyta, Magnoliopsida, Fabales, Fabaceae. Gene Ontology annotation, molecular function: protein binding.